This is a messenger RNA of Closterium sp. NIES-67, 1125 nucleotides long. The record is from the annotation of a GenBank genome assembly. NCBI's taxonomy places the organism in Eukaryota, Viridiplantae, Streptophyta, Zygnematophyceae, Desmidiales, Closteriaceae.
CCACGCCGAUCCGCUCAACAGCCACCCCACUACGGCCAAGCCACCAUGCUUCUUUCCCUCGUUAAUAGCACCUUGCCGCAGCCAGCCUCUCCCCUGCUCCGAGAGCAACCAUGUGAGCGACAGGCGUUUGGGUCCGCUAAAGCCACACUCGCAAGCCCCGUUGCGCGCCGAUCGCUCGCGAUACGCGCUGCUCCGUCUGCGCAGGGCCACGUGGCGCCGUCGGACCAUGUCCAAUCGGAGCCCGGGCCCGAGGUUGACGCGGGGGAACAGUUGGCGGCGAAGGAGGCUCGCGUUCGCGCGGAGGUUUCGCGACGAAUUCGGCAGCUGGGGCGGGAAGGGAAUGCGUCGGCCGCUGUAGAGCUGUUCACUCAAAUGCAGGCGGACGGCAUAGCCCCAGACGCCAUGGCAGCCACGGCUCUGAUUGACUGCUGCGUGCGCUGCGGUGAGCUGGCCCGUGCCGAGCGCACCUUCUUCAACCUCUUCAGCAAAGCCCCACCCACCAGCAGUAGCAGCAGCAUCGCCUCCACAGCCAGCAGCGACGUUGGAAGGGCGGCCAAUCUGGUGCCUGACGCAGUGGCGGUGGGCGUUCUGCUGCGGGCGUACGGGCGCAAGAGCCCGCCGCAGUGGGCCAAGAUUCAGCAGCUGCUGACGCGCAUGGAGCUGGACUUCGGCCUGCAGCCGUCCACGGCGAUUUUCAACGAGCUCAUGGAUAUCUGUGCGAGGGACAAUGCGGUGGACCGUGGUGUGCAGCUGCUGGACCGGAUGGCCGAGGCAGGGGUUGAGCCGGAUGUGUUCACGUUUGAGGCGGUGAAGCGCCGGAGGACACUACGCUCGCAUUUCAAGAAGCUUUUUAACUGAACAGGGUGGACAAUACUACGGAUAAAGUAUAGCUAAUUAGAGAGAAGGGUACAGAAAGUGGUAUGGGCUUUGGGAUGGGUGGGUUGGAGGUUGAGGGAUGAGGCUGACAAAAGGCGAGGGUGAGGGUUUAGGAGAGAUGUCACUAUGCUGGUGACUUCUUGAUUUAUCGAAUGGGUUAACUGCCCCAUUGUUGAAUGAAGAUAGCUUAGCCAAUGGUGGGAGAUAAUGUUGCUGUUUGUGACAUUUGCAGCUACACUUGAAAAGCAU